This is a messenger RNA of Podarcis lilfordi (Lilford's wall lizard), 246 nucleotides long. The record is from the annotation of a GenBank genome assembly. NCBI's taxonomy places the organism in Eukaryota, Metazoa, Chordata, Lepidosauria, Squamata, Lacertidae.
AUGACGGAAUCCGUGUCGGCUGGGCCUGCGCACUGGGCUGGUGACACGGCGAGAUGGGCUGACGAAAAGUUUAGGUUGAGAGUUCGAGUCCCGCCUUCGGCCGCGAAGCGUUUGGCGUCGUCGCUUCGACGACACAACUGCGUAGAUUCAUUCGGUUGUAGCUUUUUUAUGGAGGACAAAGUCCUCUCAUCUCUGUUUGUAUUCAACCUGAGAGGACGUUGGGUUUUGUGCAGUAACCAGCUAUAG